AUGGACGCCUUCGAGCCCAUAUCCUUCUCUCUCGACCUACCAUCAUCGAUACCCGGCACCGCGCCGGGUGUCGCGUCCCCCGACGACUUCGACGGUGGUGUCCCGCUUGAUUUUGAGCGCACCAACCCCGGAGCCCCCACCUUCUUCUGUGUUAUCGCAUGA
Molecule: messenger RNA, 162 nt
Organism: Trametes versicolor FP-101664 SS1
Lineage: Eukaryota; Fungi; Basidiomycota; Agaricomycetes; Polyporales; Polyporaceae
Product: B mating type pheromone
Exons: 1
Coding region: 1-162 (53 amino acids)
Cellular component (GO): membrane
Molecular function (GO): mating pheromone activity
Source: RefSeq, a predicted model, not a curated record